Momordica charantia (bitter melon) is the source of this 1938-nucleotide messenger RNA. Lineage: Eukaryota; Viridiplantae; Streptophyta; Magnoliopsida; Cucurbitales; Cucurbitaceae. The record is from RefSeq and is a predicted model, not a curated record.
CCUAUCAACCGUAUGAUCGACCGUACUGAAUUACUGCUCCAGAGAAGAGCCUUCGAUCCGCUGCUCAAGCCCUUCGAAACUCCGGCCACUCUCACUUCAAAGCUCGAAGAUCCUUCGGAAUCUCUCACUUUCUGCGUCCAUUUUCUUGAGAGAGAAGUAAGUUUCCGAAUUGAAUUGAAAGAACAAAACGGCGAUCAGAAGAUGUCUCUGACGGGCGUGAAGAUGUCCGAAGACGUCUGGUUUACUUGUCUCACUCAUGCAUUGUCCACGGAGACUGAGGAAAUCAUGGGGCUUCUGCUCGGCGAUAUUGAGCAUUCAAGAAAUGGUAACGUAACUGCAUUAAUUUGGGGAGCAUCGCCUCAGACACGGUCUGACAGAAGGAAGGACCGUGUGGAGACUCACCCUGAACAAUUGGCUGCUGCAUCUGCCCAGGCUGAGAGAAUGACAGCAAUGACCGGGAAAACAACUAGAGUUAUUGGGUGGUACCAUUCACACCCUCAUAUUACAGUGCUUCCUUCCCACGUUGAUGUGCGAACUCAAGGGACAUAUCAGCUCCUUGAUUCCGGGUUUAUUGGGCUGAUAUUUUCCUGUUUUAGUGAAGAUGCAAACAAGGUUGGAAGAAUUCAAGUUAUUGCUUUCCAGUCCUCAGAUGGGAAACAAAAUCACCUCUCAAGACCCAUUUCUUUAUCUCCCGUGUAUCGAAAUUCAGUGAUUGAUGUUGAAUCUUCUUUGAGUUCCUCUGAUAAUUUAUCGGCAAAAGCAGGCUACGGACCAGGGGAGAGUCCUGAACAAGACACUGGUGAUUCAAUGGUUGCUAGUGCUAUUAAGGGUACUGGAGGAUCUUCAGAGUUGGGUUAUUUCUUUGCUAAUGCCGAUACCAACUCUCAAGGAAAAGAGAAAAUGGGUGGAAGCUAUCUUACUAACAAUACGAACAGUGGGAUUACUGAUAUUGAUCCAAUGGACUUGUCUGAAAGUAUGCAAGAAGCAAUGCACCGUUCGAAUAUCGAAAUGAGUGCUGCCGAGUUCUCAAGGAAAGAGAUUCCUCUUCAUGUUAUGCCGACUGCAUCCCUCAUCAAGCUCGAUUCACCAUUAAUGUCUUUUACAGAUUUACAGCAUGUUCUGUUUGAAGAGGAGAGAUCGGCUUAUAACCAAGCCAUCUUGAAUAUUAUGAGAGACGGUAAAGUGCAUCCGCUAACGUUCAUACAUCACACGUCAACAUAUCAGGCUUCAAUGUGCAAGCUAAUUGAAUAUUGUCUAAGUCCAGCCAUAAGUGUGCUCCAGGACCGCGUAAAAGAGAACGAAAUCCGGUUAGCAUUACUGGCUGAGGAAGCCAAGAAUCUGGAAGUUGAGGCUGCAAACGUGAUUGAGCUAGCCCCGGGAUCAUCUCGCCAAGUUUCAAGUCCUGGACCUCGAGCAAGUGCUUCGGCAACACACAGGGAUUUGUAUCCUUCAACCGCAUCUGUCAGUCCACGAAGUGUAGGAAGUCCUAUGCACCGGAGUAGAAAAGGGUUGUGAUGAAUCUUGCUGGUAACUUGUUUUCCUAAUACCCGGAAGCCUUUAUUAUAGCGUUCGGGAUUUUUGUGCAUAAAAACGAUCCGAAGUAUAGAAAAGGGGUCAAUGGGCAUUCAUUAUUAGCUUCCAAAUUUCGCCUUCUCGCUGCCAGAUACCGUCUAAGAAUGGCUUUUGAUCAAGUGGCAUGCACUUGAAUCCACCACAUAUAUCAGUUUGGAGAAGUUGAUAUUUUGGAACAAAAUCAGGAUUCAAGUUGCAUACGUCUAGAUCUGUGAUUCUGUAUGUUUCUGAGGACCAACUUGAAUUUUCAGUACAAAAUGCAAGAAUGUAUCGAGUUCGAUAGUGCGACAUCUAUCGCUACUAAUUUUGUUAAAGAUUGAGUAUUAAGUUCUCUGUCGCUGUUUGAUCAUAUCAUUUUUAGUUCAA